This is a messenger RNA of Ictalurus furcatus (blue catfish), 2259 nucleotides long. RefSeq names its product 2-aminoethanethiol (cysteamine) dioxygenase b (gene adob). Gene Ontology annotation, cellular component: mitochondrion. The transcript has a single exon. The record is from RefSeq and is a predicted model, not a curated record. The coding region runs from base 210 to 971 and encodes 253 amino acids. NCBI's taxonomy places the organism in Eukaryota, Metazoa, Chordata, Actinopteri, Siluriformes, Ictaluridae. Gene Ontology annotation, molecular function: oxidoreductase activity, acting on single donors with incorporation of molecular oxygen, incorporation of two atoms of oxygen.
UGUAGCUCAGAUCUUUGUGUAUGGGGGUUAUUGCGCUGAUGAUGAAUGGCUCGGCUUGCGUGUUGUACGUGACUGCGUGUAAUGUGUUUUGGUGAAUUGUUGAUUUAGUAUUUAAUCAGUCAAGGAAGUCGGUUGAGGCGCAACAAGGCUCGGGCUUGAAUUAGUGUUGCUAGCUAACGUCCAGGACAAGUGGAUUUGUCUCGUGCUAUAUGAUGCCUCAGGACAACAUGAGCUCCCUGAUUCAGAGACUCGCCCGACAGGCGCUCACGACCUUCCGCAACCGGGCUAGUGAGGAAAGCAAGGCGUUUGUGGAGAACCAGAGCAAGCUGAGGAGCCUGCUGGCGGAGGUCAGGGCGGCGGAUCUGAAGAUUGUUCCUCGGUGUGUGGACAGCAGCUGUGUGUCCCCGCAGCUCCUCGGGCCGCCUGUCACCUACAUGCACAUUUGCGAGACGGACUCGUUCAGCAUGGGGGUGUUUCUGUUAAAGCACGGCUCUUGCAUCCCGCUCCACGACCACCCAAACAUGUACGGCAUGCUGAAAGUGCUCUACGGCAAGGUCAGGGUUAGUUGUUACGACAGGUUGGACUGCUCACCCGACAGCGCUAGCGGGAGACACUUUAACCCCCCGCUGCUCCCCUUCCAGAAAAGCGGCAUGCGGCUGUCCGUGCAGCGGUCUGUAGAGGAAUACACAGAGGACAGCCCCCCGUGUGUCUUAUCCCCCUACAGGGACAACCUGCAUCAGAUCGAGGCCGUGGACGGACCCACCGCCUUCCUUGACAUAUUGGCACCACCUUACGACCCAGACGACGGCAGAGACUGCCACUAUUAUAAGGUUUUGCAGCAGGGUCUGGAGAGUGCAGAAAGGACGGCGGGGGGUCAGGAGCAGACAGAGCUGUGGCUCAUGGAAAUCCCUCAACCUAGUGAAUUCUGGUGUGGUGCUGAACCUUACCCUGGGCCAAAGGUUUCUCUAUGAAGGAAUCACCACCUCGACUGAAAGACUUGGCAGGUCUCUGAAAGCCUGAUUUCUGCUCGUCCUGGCACUGUACUGUCCUGACAACAAGCUGGACUCUGUACUCUGCGAACAGCCACAACAUUUUCUGACCUCUCAUGGACCUGUUGCAGUGUCUCACCAGUACAAUUGUGAUCUAUCUGGCUAAGACUGCCUCUUUGCCUGAUAUGCUAAUGUACAUAAACAUUGAAUAUUUCGAAGCAAAAUGCUCUCUAAUUUGCUCUGUUUUAGUCUCUUAUUUCAACAUUUACAUAUUCAACAGAUAACAGCAAACUCAGCCUGUUUCUUGAGUUUCUUGUAUAUGGAGUGUGUGCUGGAACAGACAUUUAAAUAUAAUCUGUAAUAAGUUAACAAACGUUUAAAAAGUUCCUCACCCAUGUUUCAUUUUGUCUGGUUUUAAUUUACUGGACCCCGUGUGUGUGUGUGUGUGUAUAUAUGUAUAUAUAUAUAUAUAUAUAUAUAUAAUAUAUAAUUUUUUUUUAAAGCCUGUUUUCCUGUAUGGUAAUCCACAUUUCAGUAUGUCAUACAUACUUGGCCUGGUGUUCUAUUGAUACAAAGCUGCUGAAGUAAAUGAGUGAUUUGUAUAUCUAGCAUGUAAUUUAUAUCAUCUUUGCAGCUCAGCUCUUGUUUCAAUUUCACUCUGGACUUUGUGCCCAAAUCAAACGAGACUCUUUACAGCAGUGGUUCUCAUCUGUUGGGUCACGCCCGAAACAUGGAUUGCAUACACACAUGAAGUGGGUCAUCGGUAUGUUCUUAGUCAAAAGGUCAAAUACGUUUGCACAACAUUUGACCCUGCAUAUUUAUUUUGAAAGGCAUCUGGUAUUUCCCAUGUAUGAGCAUAAACAAGCUGUAAGCAGUCUGUUAUCUGUAUUGGUAGCCUGAUAGUAAACAGUGACCAAAAAAAAACCCUACAGUCAAAUUCACCUUACAUUCACACAGAGCACAACACAUUGGUAGAUUUUCUUUUUUCAGCUUUUGGGUCAUGACCUAAAGGUAAAUCACAACUCCAUGACUCAAGAGCAUUUAAGAACCACUGCUAAAGUGUCCCUUACAUAACUGAAUGACAUGAGGUUUUGAUUUUUUUAGGCACUUGCCUAAAAAACUUGCACAGUUAAUUGCAUGACUGAAGAAAUAUUUUGUAUAUUAUUUAGUUUAGUGUUGUGUUGAGGGAUCCUAACAAUUUCAGGCAAUUAUAAACAAUACAUAAAUUUCUGCUUUCAUUAAAGUUCUGUUUGGUUUACUCUAGGAAAAA